UGUAGCUACAGCUGCAGAGAUGCGAGGGACAGAAAAACGUCGAGAAAGGAAACAGAGGGCAACACCGAAGCUGAACGUAAAGUAACCGCCGUCACAAAUCAUCUGAGAUGUUUCGAGAAACCGAGGAGCAGCAUCUUCGCAGCGCUUUCUCCCGCUGGAGAUAAAAAACCGAGAAGAGGAUCGCGCAUUGAUCCGAGAACAGGGGGACGGGAGGGGCCGAUCAUGGGGAACGAAGCGAGCCUUGAAGGAGGCGAGGGGCCGCCGUCUGGGCUACCCGAGGGGCUGGCACCUGACGGGAAGGGGGGCUUUUACCGGGUCUCAGACGGGACACCGGUCAACCUGAGUGAACUCAGCGAGGAGCAGAGGCGGCAGCUCUCCGCGGCGAUGUCAAGGGCGCAAGGCAGGCAGCCCGGAGGCGCGGCGGCUGGACGAAGACCAUCAGAAUCUGACGCACAGCAGCGUUCCCAGCAGGUAGGAGCCUCCAGGGGCCCAACAGGUCUUAGCAAAAGCCGAACUGUUGACGCCUUCAACCAGGGUCCACUCGGAAAGCCCACACCAGGCCGCAGCCCUUCGUCUCUCAGCCUUUUUGAAUCAAGAUUCCGGCAGGAGCCAAAAGACCCUGAGACCAAGUCAUCCGGCAUGUUUGGCUCCAGUUUUCUCAGCGGGGCCAACCCCCUCAGCGCUGUAUCUUCUAUGACUUCGUCUGUCUCCUCCUCCAUAUCCUCCAUGGGUGAUACCGUCAACAUGCCCAAAUUUGGACUGUUUGGGGAUGAAGAGGAGGAAGGCUUGCCUGCAGCUUCUGAGUCCAAGCAGGGAGGGAAGCCACAAGGGAAAGGCCCACAGCAAGGGCCAGGUCCGAAGGGACCACAGCAGGGAGGACCCCAGAAACAGAGUCAGGGCCCUCCUGGACAGGGAGCAAAGCCAGGACAAGGACCCCCUGGUCAAGGACCCAGACAAGUUCAGGGACCACCAGGCCAAGGGCCAAAAGCAGGCCAACGUCCUCCUGGCCAAGCACCACCAGGGCAUCAGGCCCCCAGACCAGGUCAGGGACCACCGGGUCAAGGAACCAAACAGGGAGCCCCUCUCCAACAAAAAGGUGGUCUGCCACCACAGCAACAACAACAACAAGGACCUGGGAAACCUGGACCCAAACAGCAAGUGCCACAAGGGCCUGGUGCACAUCCUGAAGCCCCAGGAAAGACUGCUGGGCCCCCUAUUAAGCAGGGAACUGGAAAGCCUGCAGCUGGGAUCUGCCCACUAUGUAAAACCACCCAGCUGAACGUUGGAUCUAAGGAUCCACCUAAUUACAAUAACUGCACUGAGUGUAAGAACCAGGUCUGCAGCCUGUGUGGAUUCAGCCCCCCAGACUCAGCGGGUAAAGAGUGGCUGUGUCUGAACUGUCAGAUGCAGCGAGCCAUGGGAGGAAUGGAUCCCCCUGGUGUGACGAAGCCCAAGCAAGGCUCCGCCCCACCCUCUCCUCAGAGACAGGCAUCGGGAAAACCUGGAAAGCUCCUGAUAAAACAGCAAAGCACCUCCGACCAAGGGUUAACACCACCAACCACACCAAGGCAGAAAUCCCCAGGUCCUACCUCUCCAGGACCACUUUCACCAGGCUCCUCAGUCGCGGGAUCCCCCAAAAUCGACCCCAAGACAGGUCGCCCCAUUAUUCAGAAGUCCAGUCCUCAGCAGUCCCCAGCUAAACCCAAGCAGGAAUCAAGCUUCUUUGGAGGGUUGGGAGGUAUCAGUUUAGGGGGGCUCACAGAUGCAGCUAAGCCACCAGCAGCUGCUUCACACGCUGCUGAGUCAGUCACGGGAAAACUGUUUAGUGGGUUUGGUGGGUUGAUGGAGUCGUCGAAGCCUCAGGCCCAGGCUGCUCCAAAACAGGAGGAAUCUGUUGCUGGGAAGUUGUUUGGAGGUUUUGGAGGCUUGACAGAGUCCACUAAACCUCCUGCAGCCACAUCUCAAAUGUUUAGCUUUGGAUCAUCCCUCUUGAGCUCAGCCACCAGUCUUGUCACGGGAGAGGAAGAUAAAGCAAAGGGUUCACCUCCUGGGUCACCACCUGACUCCCCUGCAGACUCUGGUCCCGGUUCACCACCUGACUCCCCCCUCUCUGGCCCUGGCUCUCCCCCUGAUUCAGACUCUGCUCCUGAAACACCGCCCCCUAAGACCAAGAAACCCCCCAGAACCAUUUCUGUGGAGCGGGAAGAGAAAGCCCCCGAAACCAAACCCGUGCCCACUUCAGCUCCAGCGACGAAGGAAAACUGCCCUCUGUGUAAUGUGGAGCUAAACGUUGGCUCGACAGACACGCCCAACUACAGCCUCUGCACCGAGUGCAAGAAGACAGUGUGCAAUCUGUGUGGAUUCAAUCCUACUCCUCACUUAGGAGAGAAAGAAUGGCUUUGCCUCACCUGUCAAACUCAAAGAGCGAUGUCAGGCCAGCUGGGAGAUGUUUCACCAUCAUCCAUGGCUUCCCCGAAGAAGCAGCCUCCUGGUCCUGUUCCCUCCUCCACACCUCCCCCUGCUGCUGUAGAUAGCAAACCUGUAGUAGAACCAGCAGAGCCAACCCCACCAGCUUCUGAGACCAAGGUAGUGCCCACAACCCCCUCUGAAUCAACACCUGAUAGUGCACUAAUUUCACCUAAUCAUAGUAUUCCUCCUCCUGAAAACAGUUCACAAUCAAAAGAACAAAACCAAACACUAGCAAAUGAGAAUAUUAUUCUUUCUGAGAAAGACGUUCCUGUAGUAGAACCAGCAAACCUAACCCCACAAGCUUCUGAAACCAAAGUAGUGACCACAACCCCUACUGACUCCAUGCCUGAGAGUGCACUGAUUUCGCCUAAUCAUAGUAUUCCUUCUCCUGAGAAUGGUUUACACUCAAAAGAACAAAAUCAAACACUAGCAGAUGAGCAUACUAUUCACCCUGAGAAAGAGGUUCCAGUAGUAGAACCAGCAAACCUAACCCCACCAACUUCUGAGACCAAAUUAGCACCCCCUGAGGCUGAGCUUGAUAGUGCGGUAAUUUCACCUAAUCAUAGCACUCCUCCUCCUGAGAACAGUUCGCAUGACCCACCACAGACAACAGAACAACAAGAAGAAGAUGAGAAUGCCAUCUACCCUGAGAAAGAAGUUCCUGUUUCAGAGAGUUUAGCUGAUAGUACCCAUGUAGCCCCACCAGCUGAGGAACAGCAAAACAGCUCUGAGAGAAUAGCAGAGGAUCCCCCUCAGCCAGGGAAAGAGCCAUUUGAUUCUGAUCAACAAACUGUCAGUGAACUCCCAGCAGCUGAGCAACAACAGAGUAGCUCUGAGAAAGAAUCAGAGGACCAUCCUCAUCCCUGUACAGAGAUAGCUAAUGAUGAGCAACAAGCACAGAGUGCAACUGUCAGUGAAAUCCCAGCAGUUGUGCAACAUCAGAGUAGUUCUGAGAAACCCACAGAGGACCUUUCUCUCCCUGUGGAAGGUGAGACACAAAAUCCAUUGAGUAAUGCAGGUUUAGACAAGACAACAGACCCUGCUGGGGCAGAAACUGAGCCAAAUCCCGAGAUUACGCAAAGUGAGGCUGCCGCUCCCCUGGCAGAUAGUAAGAAAGUGGAACCCAGUCAAGAAAAGCAUCCAGAAGUGACAACAAAUGCAGCUGAGCCAAAGCCUGCUUUGAUCCCUGAAGCAGUUAGACAGGAAACAGCUCCUGCUCAACCUGAUACUACAGCUGCAAGUGUGAAAGAGGAGAAAACAACAGAGGUUUUAGCCGAGAAACCCCUGAUAGGUGAACCACAAGUUACUCCAGCAGAUCACACUCCACCUGACAGUGGAACAACACCUAAUGUCAAGAGUGAUGUUAGUGCAGAAGUAGAACCGAAAAACUCUGCGUCCCCUGUUGAACAAGUUGAUGUCCCUGAACCUGAUAAAGCUGAUGAAGAAUUAAAACAAAAACAGGCAGCAAGUGCAGAACCUGAAAUUUCUUCUGCAGUAUCAGAAAACCAUCCUGUCUCAGCUUCAGAGGGAAAAGGUCAGGCAAACGAAGUGAAAAAUGAACAGUCAGAAAAAGAUCAGGAGCCCACAUUACUUGAUCUGGCAAAUAAAUCCUCUCCUGUUGCUCAGUUUGAAGGAGAAACGAAAGCUGUGGAGAAAUCAAAUGAGGAGAACAUCGCUGAAAAUAAAGUUUCUCAGGAACUUAAUAAUGAGGUAGACACAACAGCGCAGAAAGCACCUGAGGGAGCUGAUGAGGGAACAGUUGAGAUUAAAACAAAUGCAUGUGUACCGAUAACUACUGAGGUAAAACCUGAUGACGAGGAAGCUGCUGAAGAAAAAGAAAAUGAGGAGAAUACAGUUCAUAAUGAAACUAACCAGAAACCUCUGGAACAGAAUGUUACUAAUACAGAAAAUUCGUCUCCUCUUCUCGACAAGAAGGAAUCUGCAACGGGAUUAGAGCCGGCUGCAACUGUUCCAGAGGAAAUGCCAAAAGAAGAAAUAGAUAUACAGAACAAGAUAAAAGCAGGAACAAAGAAUGAGCCAGCUGAGGAGAGCAUUAUUGAAACAGCAUGCUGUUUGUCAGAGAAGUCACAGGAGAAAGGAAAGACUGUGGUCGAAGAAGAGUGCACACCCGAAGCCACGGUGUUAAAAUCAGAUAAUAAAUCUGACAAUGCAACGGUUAUCUCUGUUCCACCACCCCCUGACUUCGAAGAGCCACAAAUGGUCAAUGAGGUGCCAGUGCAAAGUGUAGACAGCGCGUUAUCCUCAGCUGUUACCAGUAAGACAAAUGUCAGCGAUCAAGCCAGUGAGGGGAACCUUUUCCAAGAUGAGUCAGAGAUGGGCUCACAAAAGACAAAGAGUAUUGCUGAAAAUCAACACGAAGCAGAGGAAGAUACAUCAGCUGUGACAGGCGGCGAUGAGCAAUUGUCAAUCAAAGAGAAGAACGAAGCAGAAUGUGACAAAAAAGACGAUGAGUCACAACCUGUUGCUGGCAACAUGCAGACAACUAUUUCAGUAUCAGAGGCAAACGCAGUGUGCGACAAAGAAGGCACUGCAGAGUUUGAUGUAGGCGAGGAUGCAAUAUCAAAGAAGGAUGAAGUAUCAGAGACAGCUUUUGAAAAUGGAGGUGUGCCUCUACCAGUAUCUUCAGCUCCUGUCACAGAACCUGAAAUCCCAGUUUCUGUAGUAAGUGAGCAGGACAGCAACCCGAAGGAGGAAAACACUAACGUGGAGGAGGAAAAGGAGCCCCUUGAAAAACUCAAUGAUGAAGCCGAACUUUCUGAGGUGAAAACAGUGGAGACCUUGAAAGAGCCUGGAAUUAAAGAAGCAGCUGUCAAGGAAGGCAGCCCAACCAGCCCAUCAGACCUAGCAAAGCUAGAAAGCACUGUCCUGCCCAUCCUUGAGGCCCAGGCAACCACACAAGAAGAGGAGAAAAAAACAGACACUCUAAAGGCCAGGCGUAAAUUAGAAGUGCUUCCUCUCUCACCUGACUCUCCUAGCUCAGAAGAGGACAGAGUGGUUUCUGAUAAGAACGGCAAUGGUACCACAAAGAAAAAGCUCCUUGUGCCCAUGGAUGUCAAGGCAGAUUCCCUGGACGAUAGCAGUGAAAGCUUUGGAAAAGAAAGCCCUAUGUCAGGAGAUGAUGAAGAAUUUAUCCGAAAACAGAUAAUGGAAAUGAGUGAGAAUGAAGAUGCUUCACAAUCUGAUGAGGAAAACCUAGUUCGGCGAAAGAUCAGAGAGGACGAGAAGAAACAAAAGGAACAAAAGAAAACAGAAACUGUAGAGAAGGGCACGACAGGGAAAGUCAGACGGCUUACCAAGAAAAGCACCAUAAGCCCAGAUGAUGAAGAUAAGGAAUUUGGUACUUUAGUGGAUAAACCUGAUAUAAACAAAGAUAUGGAAGCAGAAACAAAAGAAGGGAAGCAACAAAGUGGUACUGCAGUUCGCAAAUUCCAAACUAUGGAGCUGAAUACAACUAGCAGCCCUGUGUCUAUACCCAAUGAUGAUGGAGAGCCUGAAAUGGAAAGCCUGACAGAUUCUCCAGAUGAUCGGUCUAGAGGUGAGGGGUCUUCCAGUCUACAUGCGUCCAGCUUCACUCCUGGAACUUCCCCAACAUCCCUCUCAUCACUAGAUGAAGACAGUGAUAGCAGUAGUCCGAGCCAUAUCCGCAGUGGUGAAGGUAAACAGCACAGGAAAGCCAAACACAGACAACCUGGUCAAAUGCUGCCAACUAUCGAAGACUCUUCUGAGGAAGAAGAGUUACGGGAAGAGGAGGAGCUGCUCAGGGAGCAAGAAAAACAGAAGGGCUCAGGGAAAAAAUCCAAAAAAGAUAAAGAUGAGAUUCGAGCCCAGAGGAGGCGAGAGCAUCAAAAGACACCGCCAAGCAACCUUUCCCCUAUUGAAGAUGCCUCACCAACUGAAGAGCAGAGGCAGGAAGCUGAAAUGGAGGAGAUUAGACGAUCAUCUUGCUCAGACUUUUCACCCAGUAUUGAAUCAGAUCCUGAAGGAUUGGAAAUCCAUGCUGCAAAGAUUGCGGCAGUCCAGAAAACCUAUCAGCUGCCCAUGUCUGUAUCUCUUCACUCCCCAACAGAUGAUCAAAAUAUUGAUAAACCACAGAAAAAACCUCUCAGAUCUGCUGAUGAAGCCUAUGAGGAGAUAAUGCUGAGGGCCAAGUCUCCAACAGCUGACAAAGGUGAAAUUCAGCCAGAAAAAGAGUCCCUAUAUGGAGGCAUGCUCAUCGAAGAUUAUGCAUAUGCAUCUCUUAUUGACAAUUCGACAGCUGAUCUCGAGGACACAGAGAAGAUUACUGUUCCCACUCAGCCCAAAAAGCUGCGAUCGCCAGAUGAAGUUUAUGAAGACAUGAUAAAGAAAAGAAAGGAAUUCAUGCAGCUGGAGCAGGAAUACCAAAAUAUGCAGGCAAAAAAGGAAAGCACUAACCCAGAAAUUGUGCUACAACCUGCUGAUAUUACUGUUUCCAAAAGCAGUACAAUAACAUUAGACAUGGAUGGGAAGCCAUUGUUGGAUGCUGAAACUGCCUAUGAAGAGCUAAUGAAAAGAGUCCUGACUCCUGGAACAAGUCCAACUCAGCAUGAGCCAAAAGUAGAAGCCACUGCAUCUAGAAAGGCACUCCACCCUAUUCCAGACUUAAAAGUAACGCAGUGCUCUUCAGGAGAGUUAUCUUCUGAUGAUGAAAUUAUACCUAAAAAGGAAGUGGAGAAAAAUCCUGUAUCAGAUGUCUCAUCAGCAAUGGAAACUGAGCCUGUGAAAGAAACGUUUCCAUCACCCACAUCAGAUCAGCAACCUGAAACCACAAUCAAAGCAACCCAAGGUGAUAUUGUGGACUUGACUAGUGCAUCUACAAAAACAUCAGCUCCUGUGAUUGCCAGUGUAUCACCCUUGCCUACAGUCCCCCAGUAUACACCUGGCAUACCAAGUGUAGUAUCAACUGCCCCACCUGUGCCCCCGAAGCCAACUGUCCUGCGUAGGGCUAAUUCUCAGGAAAAAACAGAAGAACCUGUUGCACCGCCGCUCCCUCCUCCUACUCCUCCAAAACCUACUGUUUUUCCCAGGAAAGCUCCAGUUCCACUUCCACCUCAGGCUUCAGCAGCUCCAGUAAGGCAAGAGACAGUGACUAUGACUACAGCUCAAGCAUCACCUACAAGACAAGUAGUUACUCCAACAUACAAACCUCAUGUUCCCCCUCCUGUACCCCCAAAGCCAUCCAUCCCCGUUGGAAUUGGGGAUAGCCACAAACCAGGACAUGGUGUUAAACCACCAAUUGCACCAAAGCCUGGCUCACAGCCUUCAUCACCUGCCCAUGCCCCACAUCCACAAAGACCCUCUGUACUUCCCACAGGUCCUAGUGACAUAGCCCUUAAUCUAAGCCCCACUUCUGAAAGCAAAAUGUUUCAACCAUCACCAAAGUCUCCUUCUUCUCCAAGAUAUGCCAGCAAUCUUCGUGACACAUAUGUGGUCAUCACUCUGCCAUCUCAGCCUAGCUCUCCUGUAGAUAGUGUUACCACUCAUGCUCCCUCUAGCCCUGGUCCAGCAUCUCCUUCAUGGCAAGCUCAGCCUGAGACAUACCACCAUCAGCAGCCUCAACCUCAACCAUAUUCACAGCAGCAGCAGCAGCAACAAACACCUCCUCAAACAACCAGGGUGCCUCUGGCAUAUACACGAGUCACAGAAUCCAUUGAAAGUCAAGAAAUUUGUGGGCCUGAAAAACAUGUAUCUAGCUCUUGUCAUAUAAUUGAGGCUAUAUCAGCCUCAGCACAGCCACCUGUGGUGAUGCCCAACCUCAUCUCUCAAGUGGUUACCACAGAAGUCCAAAGGACCACUGUCUCUGUUGUUCAUGAAAGGACACCACCACCAGUGCCAGCUCCAAGGGCAAAUGGUCUCCCAAUAUCAAUGCAGAAGCCUAUGCCCCAGUUGCCAGCACAGAAUGGACAGGCUAUUCAACCUUCUGAGGUGGUAGAUCUUAGGACUAUGAAAGUGGAUCCAGAAUCAACCACACGUGGUGUGGAUCUGUCUGCUGGUCCAGACUCAAGACAUCAGUCCCUUACGACUGAUGUCAGUCGUCACAGCAGUGCAGUGCAGUCCCCUGUGGUCAACCUCAGUGCUGAAUCAUCUACAGUUUCUAUAGUAACUGAUAGCAUUACCAUCGUGACCUGUGCUGCCACAAUCCAGCGACGCGACAACUUGGACACCUCUUUGACCUCUUCAGUACCCCUUCAGCUAACAAAAAACAAAUCAUUUGAACCCGUUUCUCAAAUUAUUUAUCGACCAAUUGAUUCUCAGCCGUCUACUCAUGCUACUGCUGAGAUCCCUAUUAAUCUCUCAGUUGGAUCUAGUACGAGUGGAGGAACACUCCAGGCCACCCCUGUAACAAUUGCACCCGCUUCUGUUGCAAGUUGUAUUGCUAAUGGAUUAACUAAUGGCACAACCACAGUGUCAGGAGCUGUUGACCUUAGCACAAAUAAACCAUUCAACACUGUGGUUUCAGUGGAUACUGCGUCUACCGAAGUGGUUACAGCUGUAAUCACAGACGAUGGCAAACCAGUGGAUCUGACUGCAGGGAAAAGAGCUGUAUGUUGUGAUGUUGUGUACAAGCUUCCAUUUGCAGGAAGUUGUGCAACUCACCAACCUACCACACCCUUGCCUGAAGAUCGCUUUGGAUAUCGUGACGACCACUAUCAGUAUGACAGGUCGCCUUAUGGCAUGAGAGGGUUUGGUGGAAUUAAACCUUCUAUGUCAGAUACUAACCUAGCAGAGGCUGGUCUCUUCAUUUACAAGAGUAAAAACAGCUAUAAUUUCAGUGGCACAACUGAAGGUGCAGUAGAUCUUACCUCAGCAAAGAUUUCUGAUGCAGGUGAAGCUGUUGACUACUCCAAGAAAGGAACUUACGCUGGAAUGACAAUUCCUCCCUAUUCUCAAGAUAGAGUCACAAGUGCUGUUGGCACACUCUUUGGUACAAGCAGUGUUUUGAGAUCAUCAAAUGGAGUGGUUUAUUCCUCUGUUGCAGCCCCAGUCCCAUCUACAUAUGCCAUUACCACCCAGCCAGGGUCCAUAUUUAGUACAGCAUACAACACCUUGUCAGGUAUGCAUACCAGCGACACCAUGCCUUCUCUUUCCAACCUCCAGAACCUACCACUUACUCGAUCCCACAGUUUUCUAUCCACCAUCUCUACUACUGCAGCAGAAGAACAAGCAGAUGCUCCACUCAAUCUAGAGAUAUCUAGAGGAGGCACUACUGCUGGUGAUGCUGCAACUACUGCAGCAACUUCUUUAUCUCUUGACACCUAUACUGAUGCAUCUCUGGAGGCUAUAGCUGCUUCACUGGAAGCGCUUUCUUCACCCAUGGUUCCUGGAGACAGCCAGUAUCAGGCAGAGCGCGAGAGACUAGAAAUGGAAAAACUCAAGCAACAGCGCCUGGCUGAGGAAUUAGAAUGGGAACGGCAGGAAAUUCAGCGGUUCCGAGAACACGAACAACUCAUGGUGCAAAAGGAACUGGAGGAGCUGCAGGCCAUGAAACAGCAGAUACUUGCCCAGCAAGAAGAGGAAAGACAGGCUCACCUUAUAAUGCAGAAAGAAACUUAUGCUCAGCAGCAGCAGCAGCUUGAGCAGAUUCAGAGACUCCAAGAGCAGCUCCGUCUUCAACUGGAAGAGCAAAAGCUUCGUCAGAUGUACCCAGGUGGGGACAUACAAGAGGCAGUUGUCUUAGGACCUGAUGGCACUGUACUGGCCCGAAAGAUCACAGAUAGUGGGUGCCAGACAGAUGAAGAGGAUGAAGCAGUCAGCAAAGCUUACACAGCAGGUAGAAAAAAGAGAACUGCUAAAAAGAGCGUUGACAGUUGUGUGCAGACUGAUGAUGAGGAUCAAGAUGAAUGGGAGGCUCAGAACAGAAGCAGACAAAGCCGUCCACGUACUGCCAGAGGUGAUAGGGGUGGGCAGUCUGAGAUGUCUCUUCAAGCCCACACUGAGAUUUCUAUACAAACUGAUACAGAUGGGAACAUUAGAAUGGAUACCAGAAUGGAGCUUUCAGAUUCUGAAAGGACCUCACCAAAGAAACGACCUACCCCCUUAGAAAUAGGGCAGUCUGCUAACCUCAAAGCUGAUUCUUCUACUCUUCAGGCCCCUCCUAAAUCCCCCAAAGUGCUCUAUUCCCCUGUAUCCCCUUGUAUCUCACCAAGCAAAUCCCUUGAGUUUGUGUCUUAUGAUAAAUCCCUUGGUGAUACAAGCCCACAAAACCUAAGAGGAAGUCCUGAUCCAUCAAAAGCCUCUCCAGCAAGUCCCAGAGGACAGAAAUCCAUGCAGAGAUCUAUGUCUGAUCCUAAGCCCAUGAGUCCAACAGGAGAAGAAAGAGCAACAUCUGGAACCCAGUAUGGUGAAGGCUAUACUGGCAUAGGCUCAGGUGGUACACCAACAGGGACUCAAAAGAAGGUGAAGAGGACUCUCCCAAAUCCUCCAUCAGAGGAUGAGUCAACAACCACUGGACAGACAGCAUAUAGCACUGGCUCAGCCCGUCGAAGAAUGUGCCGUAAUUCCAACAUGGCACGCGCCAAGAUCCUACAAGACAUUGAUCGAGAGCUAGAUCUGGUGGAGCGCGAGUCUUCCAAGCUCCGCAAAAGACAAGCAGAAUUAGAUGAGGAGGAGAAAGAGAUAGAUGCAAAGCUAAGAUACUUGGAGAUGGGCAUUAAUCGUAGAAAGGACGCACUGCUUAAAGAAAGAGAGAAGAGGGAAAGGGCCUACUUGCAGAGUGUUGCAGAGGACAGAGACUACAUGUCAGACAGUGAGGUUAGCAACAUCCGAGAGACUAGAGGAGGUGGUGAGGAUGAGGAGAUUGAAAGUCAUGGUCUUGAACGUCCCAGGACAGCUCCUCAGUCAGAAUUGGAUGACUUUGUCCCACCGCAAACCAAGCACGAGUAUGGAAAAUACUCUCAGUACCAAUACGCUCAAAGUCAAUUUCAGCAGUCUCUCUACCAGACACCUCAGUCCUACCAGUCUCAUUCAAUCUACUCCUCUGUCCCUUCGCUCACUACCUCCCAGCAGCAGAGUUACCACCAAAUGCUUUUGUUGCAGCAGAAAGCUGCGAGACAAGCAGCCCUACUCUCAGAGCUCGAUGCAACGAAAUAUGAUGUCAUUAGCCGUCAGCCUGAUCCCACUUCAUCAGCUUACCUUGGUGUUAAGUAUGACAAAUAUGGAAAUCAUCUUGAUCUCAGAGCCUUAGAAGUGGGAAGUAUAGCAGGUAGCCCAAUGUCAGCUGUCUCUGAUUCCUACUACACAGAUGUAGAUCACCACACACCUCGGAGUUACAUGCUGCUGGAAGAUGCUGCAGAACUAGCUAAAGGCUCCACAGGUCUGUCCUCAUCUUAUAGUCUGGCUGAGAGGGAGCUGGCAAAGGCAGAGAAACUGCUUCGUAGGAGUGCUGCUGAUCUGGGGUCUACUGACUAUUUGGGAUCCACGUCCAGACUUCAUACCUUUGGAAAGACCCCUGACGAAGAGGAUACCAUGGAGGAACCCUAUGAACUGAAACUUUUAAAGCAGCAGCUUAAGCAAGAGUUUAGGAGAAGUACAGGUGGGACUGAAAACUUAGAACAAUUGACAGGUCUCUCACAGCACUACUAUACACCAAGCUCUAGCAUCUCUGGUUACUCUCAGAGACACUAUCCAAAGUCAGAAAAGUAUAGCAUCAGUCGACUUACUCUUGAGAAGCAGGCAGCUAAACAACUCCCAGCAUCUAUGUUGUACCAAAAACAUAAGACACCACUACUAGAUCCUAAAAUCUCCUCCAAGUAUUCCUCUAUUACAGACAGUAGAGGUUUAGAGACUGACUAUACUAGCUAUUUGGGGUCCACCAGUGCAUCCCCAAGAUCCAGCCGUCUCUUGCAAGAUGAGAUUACCUUUGGUCUUCGGAAGAAUAUUGCAGAGCAGCAAAAGUAUUUAGGAUCCACCCUGGGUGCUAACUUGGCUGGGUCACUUAACUUGAGUCAGAGCUUGGGUUUGGAUUCUGCCUAUCCUAGUGGUAGUCGUUCAAGACCAUCCUCCAGGCCCACAUCUUGCUAUGGCCUGGACUUGUCUAUCAAAAGAGACCCAUCAAGCUCUUCACUCAGGCUGAAAGGAGAUGGUGAAGCAUCUGGAGACGGCCCAAAUUAUCAAACCCCAUCUGGUCGCACCAAACCUACUAGCCUUCCCAUUGUCCAAAGUGGGCGCGGCAGAAUACCCAUAGUGGCCCAGAAUUCAGAAGAAGAGAGUCCACUGAGCCCUGUUGGGCAGCCUAUGGGUAUGGCCCGUGCAUCAGCGGGACCUCUGCCUCCCAUCUCAGCCGAUUCAAGGGACCAAUUUGGUUCUUGCCUUUCAUUGCAAGACUCCCAGCAGCAGCAACAUAUCAGGGAAGAGCCAACAAGGGGUAGGAGUUAUGUGCUGCUGGAUGAUCUUCAGGGCACCAUGUCAGAUAGCGAAGCCCUAAGUGAUUCCCUGAUGGCUUUGAACAGAGACGAUGCAACCAAUGCCUACCACCUUAGACGGGAAGAGACAGAUUGGUUUGACAAACCGAGAGAUGGGUGGUCGGAGAACGGACAGGAGAAGAGACAGGGAAAAGGUCCAUACUACCCCUUCCCUCACCUCAGGGUCAAACUGCAGAGGGAUCCUAAAGACCGCAGUGUCUCAGCAGGAAAUGGUCUGGGUAUCCGAGUGGUCGGAGGAAAAGAGGUCCCUGGUAGUAAUGGAGACAUUGGAGCAUAUGUUGCCAAAGUGUUACCUGGUGGAGCGGCAGAACAAACAGGAAAGAUUCUUGAAGGAAUGCAGGUCCUGGAGUGGAAUGGUGUUCUUUUGACGGGGAAAACCUAUGAAGAGGUACAAGGGCUCGUUGGACAGCCGUGUAAUGAGGCAGAAGUGUGUGUCAGACUGGAUCUCAACAUGUUGGCAGAGUCUGAGGGUUCCCAGCACCUAGAUUUCCAGGAGCACAGCAAAGGUGACAGACCUCCCAGAUCUCCAGGUGUUGAUCCCAAGCAGCUAGCGGCCGAGCUGCAGAAAGUGUCACAGCAGCAGGCUCCACUGUCCACCUCCUCCUCCAGCCUGCCUGCCACCACUUCAGCAACCUCCAGCCCCGGUCAGCCAGGAUCCCCCUCAGUCAGCAAGAAACGUCACAGCAGCAAGAUUGCAGAGGGAACAAAGAGCCAACCCCACCCUGUAUCUGGAGAGAUACAGCUUCAAAUCCACUAUGACAAGCAGCUUGGCAACUUGAUAGUUCACGUCCUGCAGGCCAGAAACCUUGCCCCGCGGGAUAACAAUGGCUACUCCGAUCCAUUCGUUAAAGUGUAUCUCCUGCCAGGGAGAGGUCAGGUCAUGGUUGUCCAGAAUGCCAGUGCUGAAAACAAGAGGAAGACCAAACACGCAGGCAAGACUAUCAACCCUGAGUGGAACCAAACUGUCAUCUAUAAGAACAUCCACCUGGAACAGCUUAAGAAGAAGACUUUGGAGGUGAGCGUGUGGGACUAUGACAAGGGCUCCUCUAAUGAUUUCUUGGGGGAGGUGCUUAUUGAUCUGUCCAACACUGCCCAGCUGGACAACAUCCCGCGGUGGCUCCCUCUCAAGGAGCAGAGCGAGGGGGACCACCACAGACGCUCGCACUCAGGCCAGGGUCGUCACAGUUCUUCUAAACCCUCCUCACAGCACUCCUCCCCUAAAACCACUGGUUCCUCGCAUGAUAAUCAGGAUUCCCCAAAAUCAUCUGUCAUCAAGAGUCGAAGCCAUGGGAUCUUUCCAGAUCCGGCCAAGGGCCAAAGAGGCCGCCUCUCACUGAGGCACCAGAGACACAGCGUAGUGGGCGUGCUCACCAUUCAGAGAGCCCAGUCUGACUGGCUGCCUGCCCUGCCAUCGAUUGUGUCGGCCAAAGGGAGCAGAGCAGACGGCAGACACCUGACCCUCAGGAAAGCCGUGUCAGAAGAGAGGCCGCAGAGCACCGGAGCUCGGUCAACCUACAAAUCAGGAGAUGCCCCGGUCACAGCAGCCUCGUUAGAUAGUGGCUUGAGCGGCAGCGCCUACAGCCUACUGGACGAGGAAGCAGAGGCAAACGAGGUGGACAGUGCUAUCUUCCAAGUGCCCCGAUUUGGAAAGAUCCCAAAUGGCACAGAUGUGAUAAAAUCAUCACUGGGACACAGUGACACUGAAGGUAAGACUCAGGUAAUGGGAGAGAUAAAGAUCGCUUUGAAGAAGGAAAUGAAGACGGAAGGUGAACACCUGGUCCUUGAGAUUCUUCAGUGUCGUAACAUCACCUACAAGUUCAAGACUCCAGAUCACCUGCCUGAUCUUUAUGUGAAGCUCUACGUGGUGAAUAUCGCCACCCAGAAAAGGAUCAUCAAGAAGAAGACCAGGGUUUGUCGCCACGACCGUGAGCCGUCCUUUAAUGAGACCUUCCGCUUCUGCAUGAACCCCACCGGACACGCGCUACAGCUAUUCCUGGUGUCCAACGGUGGCAAAUUUGUGAAGAAGACCUUAAUAGGCGAGGCCUACGUGUGGCUGGAUAAAGUUGAUUUACGCAAGCGAGUGGUGAGCUGGCACAAGCUGCUUGCCAGCACUGCCCAGAUCCACUCAUAGGAGGGGACUCAAUCUAAAAGAAAUAAGCUUAAGCGGAAAACAGGUUUCUGACAUCUGGGUUCCACAUCUGGAACGCUGAUUCAGUCUUCUGGAAGGUCUGGGCACGGGAAGAGGGGGGAUUUUUUUCUUCAACCUUUGUUUCAGGGCUCGCAUAGCUUGCUAUUUGGAAAAAUGCUUUCAGCAAAUGAUGAUAUCUGCUCUGAUUAUGUGAAAAACUUUGAGGAAACCAUUAUGUGUUUACAGGGAAUAAACACAUGUUUACAGGACAUACAGUGUACAGCAGUGUAGCCAGGACUUAGAAGAAGAACACAGGUGCUGAGUUCAGAGGUCAAGUGCAGAAUCAACCAGGUAUUACACACUUUAUCUCACAUACACACACACAUGCUCACGACAUUGCACACAGUCAUUCACACAGAACUUCAAAUCUAAUAGAUACAGGGAAUGGACACACUUAUAGAUUCGAAUUGAUUUAUUUUGACGUGUUAUCCAUUAAAUGUUCUUUAAAUGCUCACCCUCGCUUUAUUAUUGUAUUGAUUUACAAAGCGUUUUGGGAAAGAAAUAGUAAAGACUCUGCUAUAGAGACCUCUUAUUUAUUUUUGUAUUAUGAUAUUAGCGUAGAGUUCUAUGAUUUGUCUUCGCCUCAAUUAUUUAAGUACUUUAACAAUCUAUUCUGGGAAGGAAGUAUAUUUUAUAAUACACUACCUAGCAUUCCAGUUCAAUACAAAAAAAAAUAUUGCAAGCAUGUUUUUGACUUUAUUAACAAAAACUACUUGUUCCCUACCCUUUUAAUCUGAUUUUUCCCUGAUGUUAUCCAAUGAUGACUAUUGUUUGAUAUAGCAUCAAUAUUAAUAUAUAUCAAAUUGGACAUUACAUGUUGUGCGCAUGAGUCUAUCUAUUUGGUAUGGAGUGCCACAUGUUCAACAAAAAAAAAACAAAAAAAAAACCACCUCCAAGGUUCACUUUGUAUAUAGUGAAGUGUCAUAGCUGGACAUUAUUCUACAUAUAUAGAUAUAGAUAUAUAGAUAUAUAUAGAUAUCUUUAUCACAGACAAUCAAGUCUUGAUGAUUGUGGCAUAGAGGUUUUAUUUAUUCAUGAUGCUGCCCCUUAGAAUGUGAGACGUUUACUAUAUGAGAGUUAAGCAUUUCCUCUUUUUCCUUGUAAGAUUGGAGCACAUUAGAAGUCUUGCAUCAGUCUUGCUUUCGUUCGUAAGGGCAGUCAACUCGACGACACUCGCUUUUGUAGUAUUUUGCACUUUUUCUGCUUAGAAUGUAAAACUAACAUCAUCAUCCUGCUAAAUUAUUAUUUUUUCACUGGGAAAGUGAGAAACUAUAGACCAGGAACUACCCAGAGUUACGAUCCUAAGACGCGAUGCUGUAACAGUAGCAUGAUGAUGUUUCGUCCCACCUCCACGCGCACUUCAUUAAACGCCUAUUAUGCCCAUUAUUUCAUGAGACAGGUCCUGUACAGGUGUCAAAAGACUGGAAGGCUGGUUCAUUUAACAUUUUCAGUGAAAUAUCCGAGUGAUUUCUAUGCAACAUCUACUAUAUAGCGUAAAUAACUGCACCCUGACUUGCCAGAAAUAUGACACUUGGUUUGAGAGGAAGCAUUUCUGUUUAUUUUGCACUGCUAUGUUUUCAUGUCCUCCACGAAAUGGUUACUGCUUUAAUAUGAUUUGUUGUUUUCUGUUUGGUUUUUUUAUUUACCGUGUGAUUUUUUUGUAUUGCUAUAUGAAUCUUUAUUUAUUGCCUGUGAGACAAUUUCAUAUGUUGUAUUAUAUUUGUUUACAGUACAUAUCAGAUGUACAGAGAAAUUAGGUUUUUAUACACUAUGUAGUGCUUGUUUACAAUAUUUAGAGGGGCCUGAAACUCAGAGAACCAACUUUUUUGCCCUUGUGCACGAACACACGCUCACAUUAAAAACGCCAAUUCCACGUAGCUAUAAAUCAAAGGAAGAAAAUCGAACAUUCCUAGUCAUGAUUCCUAUCUUUGUUUUGCCCUCCCCCUUCGAUUUGUUUCAUUUUCCAGUAAGUGUAUGAAUUACCAAAAAAAAGCAACUAAAGAAAACCUUGUAAUCAGUGGACUUCACACCUCAAACGUAAGGUGCAACGUGCAUUUUUGGUUGCUUUUCUUAACUUUCUAUCCAUGUGCUCGUGUGUGUGUGUGUGUAGCAUCUUCACACCAAGUCCAUGCAUGUCAUUAGCUCUAAUGCAGUAUCCCUUCCUUUACAUGUUAUCUGUCUAAAUUAUCUAAAAUUUCUCAUAACACACAAUGAAUUAUACAAACACACACACCCAGAUGCCAUCUCUAUCUUCAACCUUGUAAAUAAAUAGUUUUUUUAUACUGGGGUUUGGGGAAGCAAUAGGUCUUUUAGCAGUCAAAACUAAACAAAAAACAAACAAAAAAAAGUCGCGUGAUCUUAGAAGUAACAGGGAGUUGUUUCUCCUUGGAUCGCUGUACAGUGGAUAGGCCGAGGGAAGAGCUUCUGUCUGUUUUUAGGGACCCAGAUUUACCCGACCCUUUACACCAAACACUAAAAGUUUACCAGAGUCUAACACAGAAGUCUAUCUUCACAACUCAAGUAGUUGCAGGAGAAUUUAAAUGUGCUCACACUGGAUGUUGCAUGUUUUGUUGGUGGUUCAUACUAUUUUUGUGUCCGGAUAUUAUUAAAGAAAAAACAAGAAUGGUGUAGAGAGAGAUAUAGAACAAAUGUUAUAGAGGGGGAAGUUAUGAAGAAAACUUAUAAUUGAUGAUGUAUGCUGAGUGUACAAAGAGUAUGCUUGUAAAACCUGUCUGGUUUUUCACUUGUAAGUAAACAGAAAAAAAAAGAAAUCUAAUGUCAUGGUUUUGUGAUUGUAUACAGGAGGUAUUGAUAAAUUAUGCAAAAUGUGCUGUAAAAAUGGCUGUUGCCCCAUGUCUAAAUAUUAAAUAUCAUAUAAAUGAAGCAUCA
Messenger RNA from Maylandia zebra (zebra mbuna), 18006 nucleotides. It is a transcript of the gene pcloa, whose product is annotated as piccolo presynaptic cytomatrix protein a. Gene Ontology annotation, cellular component: cytoskeleton of presynaptic active zone; glutamatergic synapse; membrane. The record is from RefSeq and is a predicted model, not a curated record. Lineage: Eukaryota; Metazoa; Chordata; Actinopteri; Cichliformes; Cichlidae. Gene Ontology annotation, biological process: presynaptic active zone assembly; protein localization to synapse. Gene Ontology annotation, molecular function: metal ion binding; protein binding; structural constituent of presynaptic active zone.